AUGCCUGUCGAAGACAUAUCCGAGCUUGUUCUCUACAAUUAUUAUUUUUUUAAAUGUCGUUUAGAUGGACAUAAAAAUCCCAGCGACGAGUCGUAACAUCGCGUUAGACAACUUCGACUUUUCGACGAGGUUAAUUAUUUUUUUUGUCUAGAUCAAAUGUACAUUUUUUUUAAAAUAAAUCCCAGCAAGUUCGCUAACAUCAGCUUGAAGUCACCGCGCGAACUAGCAAGCUAACGCUAACGUAAGCUAACGAGGGGCAACAUUUUGGACAAUGCCGACAGGGAGUCGAUGUUCUGCCCACAGCCCCUUCUUGUCCUAACCAACAGAAGAAUCUGUCCACAUGGCGGUAGCCCCGGGAUCCAUCGCAGACGUCAUCGUCGUGGAGGACGUGGACACCCCUCGGCCGUCGUCCUCGUCUUCUCAGGGUAAAGCCGCGACCAAUUCGCCGCGUCGAGUGCCGGUGUCGGCCCCGACCCACGUCGCCCAGUCGCCUUUCACUGCGGCCAGCAAGAAGAGGCACGUCCUGCAGGCGGAGAAUCAGAAGUUGUUCUCGGAGUUUGUGGAGCACGUCGCCGCCGUGACCCAGGACUGCCCCGAGGUUUUGGAAUUCCUGAAGAAGAACCAUGCCAAAGCCUGUUCCGACUACCUGUCGUCGGUGGAGUUCCGCAACAGCUUGGGCCGCUGUUUGACCCGCGUGGAGAACAACCGUUCCAGGAUGUUCGUCUACAUCUAUGAGCUGUGCAUGGUGCUCAUGCAGCACAAAGACAGGACGAAGAGGAAGAAGAAGCCGAGCGCGCUUGAGUCCGCCUCCGCUUCUGCCUCCGCGUUGGACUGUCUUCCGUCUACCUCAUUAAAAAGUGAAAGCCAGAUUACUGUCCAGACGGCUGUGGAGGAACAAGGAGGGAAGCCGGCGACGGAAGACGAGAAGCCUUCAACGUCGGGUCUUCUGGAGGACCGGCUGAAAGUGGAGAAAAAGGCAAGCAGGGCCUCCAGGAAGCAGAUCGCGUACCUGGAGAACCUGCUGAAGGUCUACGACGACGAGAUCUGUCGCCUGCAGCGGGCCGAGCUCUCGUUGAACGACCUGGAUACCGAGGACUCCUUGUACAUCCAGGAGCACAAGCUCAAGCGCAAGAUGAUGAAGAUCUACAAAAAGCUGUGUGAGCUGAAGGACUGCAGCUCGCUGACGGGCCGGGUCCUCGAGCGCAAAAUCCUCUACACCGACACCAGCUAUCCUGAGAUCAGCAGGAGGAUCCAACGCUACAUCAACAGCCCCGAGGUCUGUAUGAACCCGCCCGACUACCAGGACAUCCUGCAGCAGGUCCAGCUGGCUAGCAAGCGGCACAACCUGCGCCUGAGCAGCAGGCAGCAGGAACAGAUCGCCCGGAAGGCCUUCAGCGACACCGGCAGCAAGAUCCAGCAGAGGCGCCAACAAGACCUGCUCUAUGACUUCGGCUGCCAACUGACCAGCGAAUACAAGCCUGACAACGACCCGGCGCUGAAGGACCCCUCGCUGCUCCGGAAGCUACAUGACAACCGGGAACUGGGUCUGAAUCGCCUGGAAGAUGUCAUCAACAAAUACGCUGUCCAACAGGAGACGACGGACGAGAAGGACACGACGCGGCGGCACAGCGAAGAGCAAGAGGAGGAGGAGGAUGACGUGUCCUCAGAAGAAGACAUCGAGGAAGAGAUCAAGGCCAGCAGCCAGCAGGAUGGACCAGAUGACGACGGUGAAGAUGGCAGCAAUGAAGAUGGCGGCAGCGAGGCGGGGAAAAUGAGCGACGGCGCCAACGAGGAGGAGCAGACGUCGGCAAACGAGGCGGUCACUAGCGGCCUCCUCUCUGACGCUAGCAUGUCGGGCAUCUCGCCGCUGUCGGACGUCACGUCUGCCAGCGGCCCCGGCCAAUCGGAGCCCACGCAGCCCCGUUCGCCCUCGUCUGGCGGGAACGCCGCCGCCGCAUCAGAGGAGAACUCCCCUCCUGCCAAUCUGGUCACCUGCAACCAAAGCAACGGCACCGACCCCCCCGCAGCCGCCAACGGGCCGUCCUCACCGCUGCCGCCAGAGACGACGUGCCACUCGGCCAUCUCCAACGGCACCUCGCCACCUCGUCUGUCGCCGCCCGAACGUAGACUGAGCAGAAGCCACAAGAGGAAAAGGCCGGACGCCACGCCGAAGCAGAAUCACAUCACCGCGGGCGACAGAGAGGUGGCGGUGCUACUGAACAUGGGCAUCAUCUGCGCCUCUCCGCCGCGGACCCCCAAUGCGUCCGACUGCCAGCUGGUCAGCAGCUCGCAGUCGCCGCCCCCCAAGAAGAAUAAAGUUCACGUUGCCACCCAGUGCGACCCCCUGGAAAUCAUCGAACUGUCCGACUCGGAAUGACCGCGCGUCACGAGUCUAAAUCGAUCUCCGCUUCUGUUGUGAGAUCAACUUCCACUCAGGACACCGAGGGGGCGCUGGAACGCCAGUCUGUUUACAUUUUUUAAAAGUGCUUGGGAUGCUUCGGUUUGACCUCAUCAUCAUGUUGUUGUUCGAGUGCGACCACGGCAACAUUUCUGUUUGUUUUCCACCGCGGUCUUCUUGUCACGUCCAGAGAUAAGUGACCUUCAGUGGCGUGAGCGUCGCUGAGCUCCGCGCACUUAGCAUCUUUAGCAUUUAGCAAGAAAGAGCGGUGGACAUUUUGAGUCCGACCAACCAUCAGUCUUAAAAAAAAAAAAAAAAACACACAAUCUUUUACUUUGUAUCUCUACUGUCAUGCAGUUUGGGAGACUCCAGGGAUUAUGUUUGACUCACAUUUUUCAAUAAAAUAAACGUUUUGCAUUUGACUUUUUUAAAAUUUUAAUUUUUAUUUUUUUAUGACAAAUGUAGGGGUAGGCAGAAUAUUUAGUGUUUUGUACAAGAGGCCACAUACGGCCCACUGAUUAUUUAUAUAGCAAGAUCGGAAUAUUUGUUGCAUUAAUUUAGCUUUUUUUCCCCCCAUAAGUUUACUUUUUAUUCAUUUGUCAAUAAGUGGUGAAUUGAUUUAUUGUAAAUAAACAAUUUACAUGCAUUUACAAA
Molecule: messenger RNA, 3052 nt
Organism: Phycodurus eques (leafy seadragon)
Lineage: Eukaryota; Metazoa; Chordata; Actinopteri; Syngnathiformes; Syngnathidae
Gene: daxx
Product: death-domain associated protein
Exons: 12
Coding region: 341-2377 (678 amino acids)
Molecular function (GO): histone binding
Source: RefSeq, a predicted model, not a curated record